AUGAGACGGGCGACCGGUGUCUUCUAUUGUUUAGCAUUACUUCUACAUGGCUGCCUUAUUGUGGAUGCUGCCAAAAUUCUGGUCUAUUGUCCGUCUAUUAGCAAGAGCCACAUCCUUUUGUGUGCUAAGUAUGCCGACCUUCUACACAAUGCAGCACAUGACACGGUGCUAUUUAUCCCUUCCUACUCAACUCCAUUGGACAAUUUUGACGGUGCGAAACACGCGAAAGUAUGGAGACUUCACAACGUCACCGAUGCGUACGACCAAAAGUUCGAUUCGCUGGCUAGUGUGAUGGAAGACUCUCACAUCGGAUUCAUCGACCGUUUGAGAUAUGAUGUGGAUUUCUGGAUGGAAAUGUGUGAAGAUUAUGUCAAGCAAAUCCAUCGGUUGCAACAUUUGGCCGACUACAACUUUGAUCUAGCCAUGUUCAACGAUAUCGACCCUUGCACCCCGGCUAUAGUUAGGUACCUCAACAUCUCGAAGACAGUGCUGCUUUCAAGUGAGGCCAUCAUGGACAAGAUUGCGUGGGAUCUAGGCCUGCCGCUACUCCCGUCGUAUGUGCCCAGCAUGGAGGAAAAUCCGAACCACGAUCGGAUGAGCUUUUUUGAACGAAUGUCAAAUGCAUAUAAAUAUUUCCAAUCCAUUGUUGUCCAUUAUCUUCAAGAGAGACGUGUCCUUCAUAUUUUCCAAGAACACAUUUCUCCAGAUUUUCCAGCUAUCAGAGAAAUAAUCAGAAAUGUCUCGUUGGUUCUUGUCAAUACAGAUGAAAUAUUUGAUAUCUCAAGAGCGUUUUCUCCAAAAUUUGUGUACGUGGGAAUGAUUGGAGCGGAUAACAACGUCGCUCUACCUAAGCACCUCGAUGAAUAUUUCAGCAAAGGAAAGCUAGGAUCCGUAUUUGUCUCUUUUGGAACAGUAACCCCAUUUCAAGUGCUUCCUCACAGAAUCCAGUUAUCCAUUUUCAACGCCAUACAGAAACAUCCCGACUAUCAUUUUGUCCUUAAAACAUCAUCUGAUGACAACACGACUGCACAGCUUUUUUGCGAUGUUCCAAAUGUUGAUUUCGUCAAUUGGGUACCGCAGAAUGCGAUUUUAAAUCACAAGAACUUAAAAUUAUUUGUAUCACAUGGCGGGAUGAACAGUGUCUUGGAAACUAUGUACUAUGGAGUGCCGAUGGUAAUCAUGCCAGUGUUUACUGAUCAAUUCAGAAAUGGGAAGAAUGUUGAGAGACGAGGCGCUGGAAGGAUGGUUCUCAGAGAAACAGUUGGAAAUGAAACGUUCUUUGAUGCCAUUGAUGAGGUUUUGAGCGACAAACGAUACGAAGCAAGUGCCAAACGUAUAUCUCAGCUCAUGAAAAACCGCCCAUUCACACCAGAAGAAAGGGUUGCAAAGUGGAUCAAUUUUGUGUUAGAACAUGACACGGCCGAGCAUUUCCAUCUUGAGAGCAAUAGUUUAUCGUUUAUCGAGCAUAAUCAUUUUGAUAUCCUCUUCAUGUUUCUCGUGCUCCCAGUAAUCACUAUUUUUGUUUAUAGACGUUUCACAUCAAAAUCAAAUCAAUAA
Messenger RNA from Caenorhabditis remanei, 1557 nucleotides. RefSeq lists its product as uncharacterized. Bases 1 to 1557 code for a protein of 518 amino acids. The record is from RefSeq and is a predicted model, not a curated record. The transcript is spliced from 11 exons. Gene Ontology annotation, molecular function: UDP-glycosyltransferase activity. NCBI's taxonomy places the organism in Eukaryota, Metazoa, Nematoda, Chromadorea, Rhabditida, Rhabditidae.